AUGGCAACCCAGUCACUUCUUCAGUACCUCUCUGUCGCUCUCCCAGCAAUUCCAACUCGAGAUACUACUCGUUCCAAAAACACAUCAAACCCUCGCUACGGCGCUGAUGACAUUACAGAUAUUACUCCCUGGCUGGAGUUUAACUAUGGAAUUAUUCUUCAACGGUACGGGGCAAUAUUGAAUGCAAAACAAAUUCGGCCCGACCCAUUUAUGUCUCCACCUGCAGCAAUCAGAGAUGAGCCCCUAUUCCAUCUCCGCUUUACGGAAUUAGUUUUGCCUCGCGUUAGGCGCGCGCUUCGUGCAGGCUUUGAACAGCUUGCUCCAGAGCUUCCUGCCAGGAGACUGUCAGCAAUUACUUUCGACGGCGGGAGCGUGGCUGAGUUUAUCGACCAAUUCAAGCCCGACACAGCGUAUGUGGUUGUUGAUGGAAGCUACGCCACAAGUACCAACAGAGGCCCUGGAGAUUUAAAAGUGUCAUGGAAAUGGAAUACUUCGAUGAGAUUCUCGGAAGCUCUAGCAGACCAGAACGAAUACAAGCAGGUCCUGUCCCAGGUAAACUUUUACAUGGAUCAGCACAAGGCCCGAUAUGGAUUUAUUCUUUCAAAUGUCGAGUUUGUUGCCGUGAAACGACUGGACACUAAUGGUCGCUUGGCUGUUGCCACCCCAAUCCCAUGGACAGGUGGUGGUAUCGGGCAGCCGUCCGUGUUGCUAGGACUCUGGUAUCUUGGCAUGCUGGUCGCUGAAGACGACAAUUGGUCUUUGGCUUAA
Aspergillus tanneri is the source of this 768-nucleotide messenger RNA. RefSeq lists its product as uncharacterized. The coding region runs from base 1 to 768 and encodes 255 amino acids. NCBI's taxonomy places the organism in Eukaryota, Fungi, Ascomycota, Eurotiomycetes, Eurotiales, Aspergillaceae. The record is from RefSeq and is a predicted model, not a curated record. The transcript has a single exon.